CGCGUGGAAACCGAAAGGCUGUCAAUGUUAUCUACUCUUAAAAUCCUUUCCAUUUUGAACUUUCGAAAAAUUUCCAGAGUCCCUCAGUCCCUCUCUUCCACUCUGGGUUUUCCCCCUUUUCCUGCACUUUCAUCCUUGCAAUAUUUGUCUUCCACGUCUUCUCUCUCAGAAGAACCUACUGGGUUGAAUAUAAAAGAAAAAAAGCAAACCACAUUAAUGAAGAGAAAAAGGAGGCUUGUACCGUUCUAGGCUGGACGGAAUAUCAUAAGUCUGAUGGUUUUCCUCUCAUUUUUAUUGGAAGAUUAUUAUUUUCUUCAUAAAAGUGUGAUUUAGAUAUUGAUUUUGUAUCUCCUCUUUUCUCCCCAAGUUGCGCCCAAAUUAUUGAUCUACCAAUUGAAGAUUUUUGUACCUUUACUCUUUGAGGUAUGCUGCCUACUUGUCCUCAAUUUUAUUUUGUGAAGGUAUUUCAUUUGAGGGAUUUCUUCUUUUUUAUUUAAAAAUUUAAUCCAAAAAUAUAUACAUAUAAUAUUUUUUUUGAGAAUCAAGUAGGUAAGUCAUUGGAUUUUGUAGCAAAUCUUGUACCCGUUUUCUGUCCUUUGUAAUUUCACUUUGCUGUUGUUCAAUACAAUCUUUGGAUUUGUAAGCAUGUUUCUUCAAGGAGGUUAGUAGGUGUAAUUACAAACAUUAGGAAAAUUUUAAAGUUUAAGUAUUUUUGGGCAUUGGGUGCAAACCAAAUUAUUAUUUUUUCUAAAUUUUAAUUUUAAAUUCCAUGUUGUGCUUAAGAAACUAUUUGCUAGUUUAGUGUUUAUUUUGUUGAUUAAGGUGAUAUAGGUAGUCUUGAGUGAUGAAUUUCAUUAAAGAAGAGCAAGGAAAAAUAGGGGUAGCCGUCAAUGUCUCAAAGAUUAGGCAAAUCUUUGCCAAUCUACUAGUCCCUUGACACAAUGAAGACUUCUACUUAUAGGUCUAUUAUAUGCCACCUCUUUGCUUUUGUAUUAAUGUCCAUGGUGUCAAAAUAUUUUAAAUUUGCACUAGUGCGUACCCUUCAUCUAUAAUUCUUGGUAAUUUGAAGUUAAAUUGAGGCUGAGAGAUGUGUCAAGUAGUGUUUUGUGGCCUUGUAGGCUUAUUUAUAUAAUGUCUUUCAUGUAUUGUUACAUGGAUUUAUUAGUGUAGUAGGUAUGCAUCUUUGGAUACCCUUUAUUCGGGAAUGGGGAUGGGGAAUAUUGGGAGGUGAGGAGGGGAUAUGAAACCAAACUCCUGGUUUUGCUAUUACAAACAUAGGCAAUUUUUUUUUUGAAUUACUUGCUUAUAUGUUGUAUAAAUGAAAUGUUCAUUUGCUCUUGUGUUGCUCCCUUAGGAUUAAAUUAGAUAAUUUCUUAUAUAUGAAAGGGUAUUAGUAAUCUAGAAGCGGUGAAUGGUGCUGUCUCAAGUACCUUUAAGUCACAUAGAGGAGUCUGGGAGGAUGAAUUCAUUUGGGUGCCUCCCAAGUGCGUGCGUCAUUGACAGUUAUACGAGUCCCAAUUUUCUAAGAACCCAAUAUUAACUAAGGAUUGGUCUACCCUUUUGUGAGCAGAUGGAAUUGGAUAUUGGCAAAGAGUGCGAUAACUAAAAGCCUAAAUUUUCAAUAUCAUUUGAGACUAAAUACCUCAUCUACAUUACAAACAUAUAGAUAGUUUGUGUUUUGCAACUUGAAAAGUAGAGAUAAGGGUGAUAAUAAUGCGAGUUGAGCUGAAGUUUGGCUAAACUCAUUUGAAGUCACAAGCUUAAAAUUAUGAAGCUUGACUUGAACUCAAAGUUCAAGCUUGCAAUUUGAGCUUGAACUCAAACUUGGGAUCGAGUUGAGUUUAAACUUGAAACCAAAUGCCCACAUGUCUAAAUUUUGUUAAUCCAAUUUAGUCUCGGAAAAUGACAUGGACAUGUUCAAAAUAUAGUUGAAAAAUGUUUUGCUUGAAAUGAAAACGUUUUUGAAAGUAAAUAUUACAUAAUCAUGCAUUUUUGAGUCGCACUCUGAGUUGCUUAACUUGAUUCUUUCAUAUCUUGAAUCGACCAACUUAAAUUGAAAUCAUGUGACCUUGUUUUUAAAAAACUAGUUACUAUUAGAUUGCAUGUUGUCUUGACUUAUUAGAGCGCUGAGCUAGAGAUUGCAUUGAUAUGAUGAGCAACAUCUUGAUUAAAAUGAACAUACUGUGCUAAAUUGCAAGUUUUCAAACCUGAACAACGAGCUAUAAUAUAAAGGCUUACUCCUCAAAAUGAAGAAGGUUUUCCAAAAUCUUUGGCAUGUUAUCUUUUAUUUUUACUAACAUUGUUACUCAAUUCUAUGUGGUUUUAGCUGAAGAUGAUUGAAGCCACAAAUAUUUAUUUUCCCCCCUUUAUUGAUUUUCAAAAUCCUUUUUGGUUGUAGUAUUGUAGAUGUAGUGGAGUGGUAGAUUUUUCUUUAUAAAAAUUGGUUAUUCUAGUGCAUAUUCUCUUGUCUUAUAACUGUUGAAAUAGGAUAUGUCCACUGACACUUUAAAGGAAAGUCCAUCUACGUUUGAUUCAUCUAAAUCUCAGAAGCGUGAUGCUGUUAAUUUGGAAGAACCAGAGAGUUCCAGUUGUAGAAUAUAUGAGAAGAGAGACCCUCCUAUGGCAAAAGAAGAGGAGCACAAUGAUUUAGUGGACAAUUCAAAUCUAGUUGUAGAAGAUAAGGUGUGCAACACAAGGUACUUCAUCAUUAAGAGUUUAAAUCAUGAAAAUAUCCAACUCUCAAUUGAAAGGGGAAUAUGGGCCACCCAAGUAAUGAAUGAGCCAAUACUGGAAGAAGCUUUUUAUAAUUGUCAUAAAGUAAUACUGAUAUUUAGUGUCAAUUCAAGCGGAUUCUUCCAAGGGUAUGCACAAAUGAUGUCUUCUGUAGGUCGGCGACGGGACAAUGUAUGGACUCAAGGAACUGGCGCUAAUAAUCCAUGGGGGCGGAGUUUUAGGGUCAAAUGGUUGCGCUUAAGUAAUUUAGCAUUUCAUAAGACUCUUCACCUCAAAAAUCCAUUGAAUGAGUUCAAACCUGUCAAAAUAAGCAGAGAUUGUCAGGAGCUGCCUCCGGAAAUAGGAGAAGCACUUUGUCAACUUAUUGAUAGAGAACCUGAAGAGGACCCAACUCUCAAAAGGGACAUAUUGCCUAUGCGGAAGCCUGGUUUGGAGUCUGGAUCUUGUUUCUCAGAUGAGGAGUAUAUUUCCCCUUCUAUGGAUUUGACUUGGGCAACAAAAAACAUGCUUUAUCCAUCUUAUCUUUAUCAAUAUCAUACUGAUGCUAGUGGGUCUGUCAUGGCGCAUCAAGGAUCUGUUGGAUUAUAUUCUCUUGAAAGUUUUCCUAUCAAUACUUGUAAAGGUUCACAGCCUAAGCAUAUUACCCGCCAUAGCGAACAUAUUUUUGACUCGCCGGCUGAUCACAAGAUAUCCUCUCAAGUUGAAGGGCAGCAGCUUUUGAGUGAAACUAGUCCCCUUUGUAGCACCCUUUCAGAAGAAGAAUUUCUGGAAAUGUCUUAUGAGGAAUACCUGGAGGCUCAUGCUAGAGGCAUUUCGCAGGAAAGUAGAAAAUCACGAAGAAAAGAAAAUUCAUCUGGUAAAGAACAAGAUGAUGAUUUACAUAGCCACAGUGAGCAUGGAGGUUCGCAUAAAAGGUCCCGUCACUGAUCUUCAUAUCUCUAAUUUGGCUAGAAUUGCUGGCUUGAUCGAAUUGUUAGUCAUCGAGACUAUGGAAUCAUAGGCAGGAGUCUCACUAGUAUUGUUUACGGACCAUAAAUUUUAAUAUUCAUGGGCCUCUUGUUCUGGUUGUAAAAUAUUUUUGUACUUAAUGGACCCACAGUACAUGAUCUUAGGAUUAGAGAAGACUUGUACAGGAAUUAGGAUUUGAUAAACUGCUGAAAUACUUCAUUCAUUCCCCCGGCCAAAUUUUCGGGGGAGGGUUGGGGGUAGGUUUUGGAGACAUUAUGUGUAGUAUAAUAUGUAUACAUCAUUGAAUUUGUUGACAAACAAUUGUUUUGUUAGUUCAUGUGA
This is a messenger RNA of Amaranthus tricolor (Joseph's coat), 4023 nucleotides long. RefSeq lists its product as uncharacterized. Gene Ontology annotation, molecular function: N6-methyladenosine-containing RNA reader activity; mRNA binding. Gene Ontology annotation, biological process: regulation of mRNA splicing, via spliceosome; mRNA splicing, via spliceosome. The record is from RefSeq and is a predicted model, not a curated record. The coding region runs from base 2491 to 3660 and encodes 389 amino acids. NCBI's taxonomy places the organism in Eukaryota, Viridiplantae, Streptophyta, Magnoliopsida, Caryophyllales, Amaranthaceae. The transcript has 9 exons. Gene Ontology annotation, cellular component: nucleoplasm.